This is a messenger RNA of Exserohilum turcica Et28A, 996 nucleotides long. RefSeq lists its product as uncharacterized. The transcript has a single exon. The coding region runs from base 76 to 723 and encodes 215 amino acids. NCBI's taxonomy places the organism in Eukaryota, Fungi, Ascomycota, Dothideomycetes, Pleosporales, Pleosporaceae. The record is from RefSeq and is a predicted model, not a curated record.
CCCUCACCCAGGAAGAGAUUCAACCACGAACGCAACCAGUCCGAGGCAGUCCAGCGUACGCGACCUAUGAGCGUCAUGAGCAACUCGCCCGCCAUGCAGCACACCAAACGAGCCUCCAUCUACGUCUCCGACGCCUCCGUCAUCCUUGCGCAGCGCACGCCCAUGGGCUCUCCUAGUUCUCCCUCAGACUCCAUGUUCUCCCCGACGCAGGAAUCGCUGGAACCCAUGGACCACUACACCAUCCUGGAAAUCCCGCGCGAAGCAACCACGGACGAGAUCAAGGCUGCGUACCGUCGACUGCGGGUCGUCUACUUUUCCAGCGACGCAAAGAAGUACCGAGCCCUGCAGGCCGCCUUCGACGUCCUCAUGGAUCCGGAGGCCCGCGAAAUCUACGAUGUGACUCACCCGCCCCGUGCAGCCGCGCCGUCAACGCUCGCGAGCAUUGGGGAGACGCUGGAGCAAGGCAAGCACUGGCGACAGGACAGCGCGCACGGCGAUGAUCCGGUGAUUCCUGAAGAGGAGGAAGAGGAAGAGGAAGAGGUGGUAGCAGACGUCCGCGACGACGAUCCGAAUUGGGGACUCAAGCGCUACCAUCCCAUCUGCGAGCCACUGCUCGGUUCAGAGCCAUACAUGUCCUAUGUACCUCUGCCAGUGCUUGCGUUACCGUACACCCGGCAGGUCACGUAUACGGGCGAAUUUGCGUUGAACGCACUGCCCAAUUAGGGGGCUCGGCUUACCAUCCCUAAACACCCACACGCGCGUCGACACGGCAUUGUCGAUCUUACUUAACGAUUUCUUCCACUCAUUUGGGCCUGGCAUUUAGCGAUAUUUGUUGUUUCCUUGCUGUCUACGGUGUCACGGUUGGCCGGCAGUCUGUUACCCUCUCGCUCACCUAUUCCCUUUUGAAUGCUCCCAGAGAGCCACGAUGUACCCUUCCAUCCAUUUGAAGGUCAUUUCCCAAUUUGUGUCAUAUAGAUUGAACACUCUAGAUAUCCC